CUCCAGCACCAAGCACCAAACAACAAAUCCGAGCCCUUGUCGCUUCCGUCCUAACCUAUCGCCUUCCAUACCGACGCUUGCCACGCGAACUGCUGUCCUACGACUCGGACGCCUUCAAGAAGCAGUCAUCUUCGCACACCUCGCCGCUUCUCCUUUUGCUUUCCUUCUCUCCUCUCUUCUGUUCCUCUUGCCCACAGUCUGCUAUCUGCCAUGUUGGUCCUGCCCCUCGUCUGCCACUGUCGCUGACACAUGUUCCCGAAACCAGAUCCAUAGCCUUCUCGUCGUCCCUGGCGCCAGCAUAUUUCUACAUCACCCCGAAAAAGAAUCUGUGCACCCCUCGCGCUCUUUUCCGCGUUGUGGUAACUGUCAUGUAUCACACAUUCACCGGUUCGUCCCGAAAACCUCGACAAGUCAACCUCGCUGGGCCGAAGAGCAACCCGUUCUCCAAACAGUCGGCUCUUCAGAACGCUCAACUCGAACGCGAGAACCGUCAGCGGGAGCGAGAGAGAUUGCAUGCCACUCGGCUGCUGCAGCGAAGGUGGAGGGGUUACGCCUCCAGACAGAAAACACGCAUACAGUGGAGAGAUGACUUCGACAAGCUUGAGGCGGACAGUUGCGAUGGAAGCGGGGGUUACGAAAAUCAAGAGACUGCUCUGCUCCAGUUGCAGCGCUUGCUGCAGUUUUCCAAACUGAAGGCUGGUUCGAACGACUUGCAGCGCCUGCACAGGUUCAUCACCAGGCUCCGGGCCACUGUCCAGAACGAGGACAUUAUCUGUGCCGGCGGACCAUGGCCCAUGGCAUAUCUACGCUUACACAAGCUUCUCCUCAACUUGGUCCGGACGUCAAACGGCCAGAGUGCUGACCUCGAUUCUAACCUGCGAGCCGUCGUCUUUAUCGGACACCAGAUACCAGACAAGGUUGCGAGGAAUGCGAGGAUGCUGUACAGCGCGAUGACAGCCUUGUUGGAGGCGAAUGGAGAGACACUCGCAUGGCGUGAGGGUCUGCUAGAGCUCAUGAUCGACGUGCUUGUGGCUCCUAUCUUGACGGACUGCCCGGAGAGAAAUGACGCGUAUCAGGCACUGGCGUGCGAAUUCCUCACCUCUAGAGCGGUGACCACUCCACCGUUCGCUACCAAAUGGCUUGACAGACUGGCCGACACCGUUGACUCGGCACAGCUUGCUGAGGCCGUAGCUACCGUGAUGUCUUCCCAGCCAGAUUACAACGGUUUCACAUCAAUGCACAUUCCUGCUCGCCGAUACAAUCUGCUCGGCACUUUUAUCUAUGUCCACCGUCGCGCCCACAUGCGGCAUACGUCGCAAGCGUACACGUCUCACCAGGACUUCGUGCACUCAAUCUCAUCCCUUCUACUCUCACUUUCCGUCGAGAUAAGCAGCUACGAUCUCAGCAGUGCAUACACUACGUCCGAUGACCCCAAUUCUCUCGCUUCCAAUACCUUCGCGCGAGAGCAGAUGCUCUCGCUCGUCGACCAGGAAAGCAUCCGAACUCUCCUCUCCGGGGCCACAAAUACAAAAGACGGUCUUGGCAGCCCCAGAAUGAAUUCAGAGGCAAAACAGCUUGCUACAUAUGCGCUCACUCUUCUGCGUUUUUUUCCUCGCCGUGCAGAUGACAUCCGAAUGUGGCUCUUCAUGGGAUCCACAGCGUCGUCUUCAUCCCCAUCAGAUGAUUCACAGCAGCGUCUCCCUGCAAUCAAAUUCUUUUGGCAGGCCGCGCGCUCAUCCAUGGUAUUCAACACCAUUUCCCGUGAUGUCAAGUCUGUCGUCAAGCUGUUGAAGCCGCAACCUGCAUGGGAUGGCAGUGGACUGAAUGGCCAGCACGCGGAAUGGGUGCAAGAUGAUUGGCGAGUCGUGCUCAUCUUUCUAGAGCUGUAUACGUUUGUGCUGAAGUUGAUGGAUGAUGAGGAAUUCUUCUCUGCUUCUUCACUUGAUUCUUCUAGCAGCAGCAGCAGCAGCAGUUCAUCAUGGGCACGUACGAAUGCACUGCCCCUCGACGACGUCAAGGAUCUCACGCUGUUCUUGAAAAAUCUGGGCUUCGUCAUGUACUUUAACGCCAAGGACAUCGUGGAGGAAGGCAGUGGCGAACAACGCGCCGGAGAUACAACUGCUAGUCUAAGCAGCUACUUCAAGGUGGCAUCGUCGGAUCGAGAGACGCUCCAUGACGAGCUUCCAAGGCUGCCCAAAACACCCGAAACGGCGCUGGCCGGGCUGGCAGGCAUAAGCAUCGACUAUGUAAAGGGCCUCGUCACCGGUCUCUUGCGCAUGGUGCACGAACGGGAUUCGAGACGCAAGUUUCUGCCCAAGGACCAUUGGCUUAUGACGAGCUUUUUUGAGAUGGAUAGUUUUAUACCGGACGUUGUCGCGGAGGAGGAGAACCGGCAUUUGAUCGAGGACGAAGGCAAGCAGGAAUUCGACCCUGACUAUGACGAUAUCGAUGAGCCAUCAACAUUCGUGGGCACGGGUAGGGAUCGGAUGAUACGGAUCCAGCAACGCUUAGAACGGCAGCAGAAGAAGAUGUCACGAAGAAGAUACUUACAAGCUGUAGCUCCACGCUCUGAGAUUCUGCAGAACAUGCCCUUCUUCAUCCCUUUCAACACACGCGUUGAGAUCUUUCGCGAGUUUGUGAAGAGAGACCAGUUCCGUCGGCGGGAAGGUCUUGUCGAUGCUGAACUCUGGCGCAUCAACAUGGCCAACAGUUUCAACAGUCAGCACGUCAACAACCUAGCAAGACACACGGCAACUAUACGCCGUGGCCAUGAGUUUGAGGACGCGUACGAGCAGUUUUACAGCCUAGGCGAGGGUCUGAAGGAGCCAAUUCAGAUUACCUUCAUGGACAGGUUCGGGCAGCAAGAGGCUGGAAUCGACGGAGGAGGUGUGACAAAGGAGUUUCUUACAAGCGUUACCAAUCAGGCGUUUACGCCGUCUUCCGACGGCGGUCUGGAUCUGUUCAAAGAAAACCAGCAGCGACUCUUGUUCCCAAAUCCGACCGCGGUUGAGGAGCAGAAGGAGAUACUUCGCCAGGCCGGAAUACAACCUCGAACACCGGAGUACGUGAGGCUGAUGACUGAACUCAUGCAGCGGUAUGAGUUCCUAGGUCGAAUAGUUGGAAAGUGCUUGUAUGAAGGAAUACUUGUGGACAUUAACUUCGCUCCAUUCUUUUUACUCAAAUGGGCUCUCACUGGCGGCGAUGGCGCGGCACCGCGCGAGUCUGGAUACAGAGCCAACCUUAACGACCUGCGGGACAUAGAUCCGGAUUUAUACCGUGGGCUAAUUCAAUUGAAGAAUUACCCCGGAAAUGUCGAGGAAGACCUCGCUCUUGAUUUCACCAUCGCUGACACCUUCGUCGUAGACCACCGUACGGGCGAGGAAAAAGUCAUCAUGAGGGAACUACGCCCUAACGGCGCAAAUAUACACGUCACGAAUGAGAAUAGAUUGGUUUACAUCUCAUGCGUUGCGCGUCACCGGCUUGUCACCCAGCCUUACGCUCAAACAAACGCAUUUCUGAAAGGCCUUUCAUCUAUGAUCUCUCCAUCGUGGUUGUCGAUGUUCAAUCAGUCCGAGCUGCAGAUGCUCAUAGCUGGCACAUCGUCCAGCAUCGACAUCGCAGACCUUCGCCGCAACACAUUGUACGGUGGCGUUUACGUUAUUGGCGACGACGGUCGCGAGCAUCCAACGGUCCAGCUCUUCUGGUCGGUCAUGGAAAGUCUCAGCGAUGAGGACCGUCGCAAGGUUCUCAAAUUCGUCACAAGCACUCCCAGAGCCCCGUUGUUAGGCUUUGCCAGUCUGAACCCUCGCUUCUCGCUGCGGGAUAGCGGCGAUGAUGAGAGUAGGCUACCUAGCACGAGUACGUGCGUCAACUUACUCAAGUUGCCUCGUUACAAGACCGCCGAGGUAUUGAAGGAGAAACUACUGUAUGCGGUGAACAGCGGCGCUGGUUUCGAUCUGUCCUAGGUGUUGACAAGGCGCAUAAAUUACAACAAUGGGUCCGAUCCCGAAUCGCAGGAGAGGAAAUGAACCCACGUUACAAUGCACGCAUCCCACUGUUUAGGCGUUCUAAUAAAUACAUAUUCUUUGACCCAUCUCCCGCGGCGACGAUAUAUAUACAUAUAUAUAUUAUAGAAGGCGGCUUGGAUGAAAGGUUGGCUUUUCGUUCUCGAGCACGGAACGCUUUGUAGAAUUUUUUAUCUUGUUUUUUUUCUUUUCAUGUAUUGAUGAUUUGAUGUGCUGACGGACCAUUGAAAAAGCUGAUGCGGCACCAACGCUCGUGCUGAGCUGGCGUUUGAUAGUAACGCUGAGAAAAAAAAUAAACACUCCUUUUCAGCGGACCGCAUU
Verruconis gallopava is the source of this 4346-nucleotide messenger RNA. RefSeq lists its product as uncharacterized. The coding region runs from base 369 to 3965 and encodes 1198 amino acids. NCBI's taxonomy places the organism in Eukaryota, Fungi, Ascomycota, Dothideomycetes, Venturiales, Sympoventuriaceae. Gene Ontology annotation, molecular function: protein binding; ubiquitin protein ligase activity. The record is from RefSeq and is a predicted model, not a curated record. Gene Ontology annotation, biological process: ubiquitin-dependent protein catabolic process; protein polyubiquitination. The transcript has a single exon.